Molecule: messenger RNA, 829 nt
Organism: Carya illinoinensis
Lineage: Eukaryota; Viridiplantae; Streptophyta; Magnoliopsida; Fagales; Juglandaceae
Exons: 4
Coding region: 245-562 (105 amino acids)
Source: RefSeq, a predicted model, not a curated record
CACGUCGCCCAACCUCUCCCCCAUCCCCACCCCCGCAUAGCAGCCCAUUCUCCUCCGCGUCGCCCAGCCCAUCCGAGCCCCCAGCCCAUCCUUCCCAUCCUCUCCCCCACCCCUGCAUCCCUUGCCCUAGUUGACCCAUCAACGAUCCUCCCUCUGUUGAAGACAUCUGCAUAGAGUUCACGUCAAGGAAAAAAAUUCUUUGAAGAUUUUGAUUUCAUAGCUAUGAACGAGAAAUUUAAAAAGGAUGGAGUAUGGGGUCAUCUUCGCAAGAGUAGUAAAUCUCAUUCAAUGGACAAGGAAGGGGAUGAAAAAUUUGGCGAUGAAGAUGAUACUCAAGAAGACGAUGAUCAAUUACCAAAAUUUGGGGUCAAGCCUGUCUAUAAUAAGGAUGAUUUCUUUGAUUCCCUCUCCUGCAAUUCAAUUGGUCACAAAAUUCUCUGAGCAAAUGAAGAUAGACACAGAGAAUUUUGGUGACUUUGCAAGGUAUCAGGGUGGUCGAGGAGGUCGUGGACAUGGGCAUGGUGGUUACCAUGGAAGGGGGUAUAGUCAUGUUGGGUGGUAAAUGUAAAGCCAAUCUGCUCACGACAGCAAACCAGUACUUGAGGGGUGUGCUUGUUAUUGUUGUGUUCUCUCACAUUUGACUAUCCUGAAAAUAAAGAGUAGGAAGUGCAUUUUGAUUUUAAAUUUUGUCUAAAUCUGUUUCCCUCAUUUAACAGAAAUUUUAUUUGGAGUUAACAAAAGCACCGUUUAACAAUUGCUUUAUUGUUAUUAUUAUUAUUGUACAAUUAGUGCCUGUUUAUGUAUGAUUUGUAAACAAAAAAGAAGAAGA